Messenger RNA from Podarcis raffonei (Aeolian wall lizard), 1777 nucleotides. RefSeq names its product zinc finger protein 135-like. NCBI's taxonomy places the organism in Eukaryota, Metazoa, Chordata, Lepidosauria, Squamata, Lacertidae. Gene Ontology annotation, cellular component: nucleus. The record is from RefSeq and is a predicted model, not a curated record. Gene Ontology annotation, biological process: central nervous system development; regulation of transcription by RNA polymerase II. The transcript is spliced from 2 exons. Bases 93 to 1430 code for a protein of 445 amino acids. Gene Ontology annotation, molecular function: RNA polymerase II cis-regulatory region sequence-specific DNA binding; DNA-binding transcription factor activity, RNA polymerase II-specific.
UUAAAAAGUGUGAAAUGUGGAAUAUGCUUCACUGAAUGAGCACACAUAUCUCACAUCAAUAAACUCAAACAGGGGAGAAACCAUUUAAAGAUAUGGAGAGUGGAAAAAGUUCCACUGAUAGUGGAAAACUUAGAGAACAUCAACGAACUCACAUGGGCAAAAAACAAUUUCAAUACAGGGAGUGUGGGAAGAACUUCAGUCAUAGGGGAAAAUUAACUUUACAUCAACGGACUCACACAGGGGAGAAACCAUUUAAAUGCCUGGAGUGCGGAAAGAGCUUUAGUGAGAAUGCAACACUUACAAGACAUCAACAAACUCACACUGGGGAGAAACCAUUUAAAUGUAUGGAGUGCGGAAAGAGCUUCAGUCAGAGUGGACACCUCAAUAGACAUCAACAGACUCACACAGGGGAGAAACCAUUUAAAUGCCUGGAGUGCGGAAAGAGCUUUAGUGAUAAAGGAACACUUAGAAGACAUCAACAGACUCACACAGGGGAGAAACCAUAUAAAUGUUUGGAGUGUGGAAAGAGCUUUAUUGAUAAUGGAAAACUUAGAAAACAUCAACGGACUCACACAGGAGAGAAACCAUUUAAAUGUUUGGAGUGCGGAAAGAGCUUCCUUUUCAAUGUAAACCUUAGAACACAUCGACGGACUCACACAGGAGAGAAACCAUUUAAAUGCCUGGAGUGCGGAAAGAGCUUUAGUGAGAAUGGAACACUUAGAAGACAUCAACAGACUCACACAGGGGAGAAACCAUAUAAAUGUUUGGAGUGUGGAAAGAGCUUCAGUUUCAAUGGAAACCUUAGAACACAUCAACAGACUCACAUGGGGGACAAACCAUUUAAAUGUAUGGAGUGCGGAAAGAGCUUUAGUGAUAAUGGAAAACUUAGAAAACAUCAACAGACUCACACAGGAGAGAAACCAUUUAAAUGUAUGGAGUGUGGAAAGAGCUUCAGUUACAAGGCAAGCCUUAGAUUACAUCAACGGACUCACACAGGGGAGAAACCAUUUAAAUGUAUGGAGUGUGGAAAGAGCUUCAGUCAGAGUGGACAGCUCAAUAUGCAUCAACCGAUUCAUACAGGGGAGAAACCAUUUAAAUGUUUGGAGUGCGGAAAGAGCUUUAAUGACAGUGGAACACUUAGAAGACAUCAACAGACUCACACAGGAGAGAAAACAUUUAAAUGUAUGGAGUGUGGAAAGAGCUUCAGUUACAAGGCAAGCCUUAGAUUACAUCAACGGACUCACACAGGAGAGAAACCAUUUAAAUGUUUGGAGUGCGGAAAGAGCUUCCUUUUCAAUGGAAACCUUAGAACACAUCGACGGACUCACACAGGGGAGAAACCAUAUAAAUGCAUGGACUGCGGAAAGAGCUUCAAGCAGAGUGGGCACCUUAGAAAACAUCAGCAGACACACAGCGGAGAAACCAUUUAAAUGUAUGGACUGUGGAAGCAGCUUCAGUCAGAGUGGAACCCUUGAUUUAUGUCAACAAACUCACACAAAACACAAACCUUAUAUAUAUGAGGAAAGUAGAUAGAGGUUCAGUCCUAGUGGAAGUUCUAAAUCAACAGACUCACGGACAGGAAGAACUUUAGUACUUGAAACCUGUCAGAUGCUUAAUGCUGUCCAGCUGGCAUAGAUAAGACUCCGGGCUCCCAGCCAGUUCCAAACUAUUUGAUUUAUUUGACAAAGUUCAAAAGUACAUCUCCAGCGUUUCAAUUUGCGUCCUUCCCCUUUGUUGCACAGUUGCCGCGUCUACUCUUUCUUUUUCCUUUUCCGUA